AUGGCGAGCAAGACUGCAGUCCUGCGUCUGUACCGCCGCUCGCUGAAGCUUUCUCUCGACUGGGCCGUCCACAGGUACCUCUGGCGCGGCCAGGCCAUCUACAUCCGGGAGCUGUUCGAGGCCAAGAGGAACGUCACCGAGCCACGCCAACUACGAGCUCUCAUACAGGAGACAGAGAAUCUACUGGAGAAGUGGAAGCACCCGGAUCCGUACCGCCCACCGACGGCACCUGGAGGAUCAAAAUACGAACGUAACCUCCCGGCUCCGAUUCUUGAUCCUCCUCCACACAUGACUCUCUAGACAGGAGGAUGGUGGUGAUGUGACGGGUGCACGCUCAGUGUAAUUCUCAGCGUGCUAAGCAUCGUCGGCAACGGCGUGUACUUUAGACACGCUUACAGAUGAUGGGUCAACCCGAACUACGAGGACAUGACCGUUCUUUCGAUGGUCAUUAUUCCGGUGCUCGAGAUACCUACAUGUACAUACAGCCGCACGGGAAUUGAGAGGAUGAAUUGUAAAAUCAUAUAUGCAUUAUGAGAGUCAAAUAUGGUGCACUGCGUUUGUUUUGAUCGAAGCCAUGAUGAUGAAAUUUGAUAAAGAGUAUAUCAAACAGCGGCGCAUCUACACUACAAGACGGAAGCACAGCUUUCGUAAACCAUUUCAACAUGAGCCGACAUGC
This is a messenger RNA of Mytilinidion resinicola, 676 nucleotides long. RefSeq lists its product as uncharacterized. The record is from RefSeq and is a predicted model, not a curated record. Gene Ontology annotation, biological process: mitochondrial electron transport, NADH to ubiquinone. The transcript has 5 exons. Bases 1 to 300 code for a protein of 99 amino acids. NCBI's taxonomy places the organism in Eukaryota, Fungi, Ascomycota, Dothideomycetes, Mytilinidiales, Mytilinidiaceae.